Cercopithifilaria johnstoni is the source of this 414-nucleotide messenger RNA. NCBI's taxonomy places the organism in Eukaryota, Metazoa, Nematoda, Chromadorea, Rhabditida, Onchocercidae. The record is from the annotation of a GenBank genome assembly.
AUGCUUAUCGCAGUGCUGGAGACUCCUUCACAUGCGCUUUUCCAUACCUGCGCGUUCAACGGGAAGAUUAAUGAGCUUAAAGGUAGAUUAUUUCGUGCCGCUCAGUCAUCACGGAAACAAAAUGUUGCGACAGAGGACGUAAUUGAAGAGACUCGUGCCAUGUUAGAAUUUGGCUUAACACGUGAGCAUCUUCAGAAUCUCCCACGGAAGGAGCUUUUUCCCAAGAAAGCAGUGUAUAAUGUAGAAGAUGUUUACCACAAAGCGUUACAGGUGCAUGGUAGUGAAAGAGGUAUACAUCAAAGAAUGCGAUUAUAUCAAAGAUAUUUAUAUCAAAACCCGUUGUUUGAUGAGCGAAAACAAAAGAAAAACCAAUCAAUUUUACUUGCUGCAGAAGUAGUUAAACUUCGAUUUUAA